This is a messenger RNA of Colletotrichum spaethianum, 282 nucleotides long. RefSeq lists its product as uncharacterized. NCBI's taxonomy places the organism in Eukaryota, Fungi, Ascomycota, Sordariomycetes, Glomerellales, Glomerellaceae. Bases 1 to 282 code for a protein of 93 amino acids. The transcript has a single exon. The record is from RefSeq and is a predicted model, not a curated record.
AUGCCCAGUGUGCCGCCUCCGGACCUACAGCAUCCUCCCAUGACGGAGCCCUCAUACUCUAAGGACGAGCUCGUCUCAGAGCUCACGUCCUACUACGAAUUCUUGACGCAGCUCUGCCUGCCUCCGGAAGUCAUCCAACACCCACCAGAAGGCGGCUGGGAGCACAUCACGCCCGAAUUCGUCGACUCCUUCUGCCUCGGCAGGAAUGACACCGUAGCAGACCUGAUGAAGCAUAUCCCAUAUAUCUGCCGCAUAAAGGAGGACGGCGAGGAACCGUGGUGA